This is a messenger RNA of Emiliania huxleyi CCMP1516, 618 nucleotides long. RefSeq lists its product as hypothetical. NCBI's taxonomy places the organism in Eukaryota, Haptophyta, Isochrysidales, Noelaerhabdaceae. Bases 1 to 618 code for a protein of 205 amino acids. Gene Ontology annotation, cellular component: nucleoplasm; cytoplasm; kinetochore. The transcript is spliced from 9 exons. Gene Ontology annotation, biological process: mitotic spindle assembly checkpoint signaling. The record is from RefSeq and is a predicted model, not a curated record.
AUGAGCAGUGCAACGGCCUCCUCCAUCACGCUCAAGGGCAGCGUCGCGAUCGUCACAGAGUUCUUCAACUACAGCAUAAACUCCAUCCUGUACCAGCGCGGCAUCUACCCUCCCGAGACGUUCCGACGCGUGUCAAAGUACGGUCUCACCAUGCUGGUCACCAGCGACGACGCGCUCCCUCCCACCGCUUCGGGGUACCUGGACAACGUGCUGACGCAGCUGUCUUCGUGGCUGAGCGACGGCACCGUGCAGAAGCUCGUGGUCGUCGUGAGCGCGAUUGCGACCGGCGAGACGCUGGAGCGGUGGGUGUUCGACGUGCACACGGACGCGGGCGCGGGCGCGGAGGGCGGCGCGAACAAGAGCGAGAAGGAGGUCAUGGGCGAGAUCCAGGCAGCCAUCAUGCGCCAGAUCACAGCCUCGGUCACGUUUCUCCCGCUGCUGGACGACGCGUGCUCGUUUGACCUGCUCGUCUACACGACGGACGACGUGGAGGUGCCGCGCGCGUGGGAGGAGUCGGACCCGAAGCACAUCGCAACGUCGGACGAGGUCAAGCUGCGCUCCUUCACCACUCGCAUACACCGAGUCGACGCGUGCGUGUCCUAUAAGGCGGACGCGUGA